AUGCUAUUAAGUAUCAACAGAAUAAACAGAUAUCAGAAUUAAUUGACUGGAUCUAUGAUAAUUUCAAUAAGUAUACUUGUAUUUAAGCCAAGGUUUUUAAAAGGGGAAAACAAAAAUAACCUAUAAAUUCUUAAUAAAAACAAGAAAUAAACCUUUCGAAGUUCCAAUUAAUUGGUGAGUUCCUGUAUAAAUGACAGUGAUGUCUUAGUAAUUAAUGAAGUCGAAUCGGAAGUAUCAUUUCUAGAGUUGAAUUUGGAUUAUGAUCUUUAAAGAUAAAAAAUUCACAUUUAAGAUGAUAUUACCAUACAAGAACUGAUAGAAUUUAUUUAUGGAACCUUUUCAAUAUCUUUAGAUAUCAAACUAGAGAUAAUUUAUGAAAACUUAAUAUUAUCCAAUUAGAAGAGAAUUAAAAAAUUAGCUGAUCUCCAAGUGCCAAAUGGGGCGAAUAUAAAGAUCAUACCUAUAUAUAAAUUGGAUAACAAUUUAAUAAACCUAUAGAUAAUAUGUAAAGAUAGUGGAAGUAGUUAGAGGAGAUCAUUUUAAAAAAGCGACACCUUAAAUGCAGUCAUAAAUAGCGCAUAGGGUUAUUUAGGAUUAGAUGAAAAUACAGUGGGAUUUAAAGUCUUCAUUAAAAGCAAAAACUAUAAAGGUGAUGCCAAUAAGGAUAGGAAUAAAACAUUAUCUUAUCUUAAACUUGAGGAUGAUGACAUAGUUGAAAUCAAGAUCUUAUACAGUGGAGGAAGAUGAUAUAAUUAGAUAUAUAGUUCUACAAAUACAACUUCUAUCUUUAAAAUAGAUUAUAUUUUGAAAGACUAAAAGGGUUCAUGUUAAAUCAGAAUUAGAAUUUAUUAGAAUAUAGUAUAAAGGCACAAAGAAAAUAGUAUUUCAUCAAUUAUAUGAAGGAAAUAACUCUCAAUUAUAUUAAAUUAACAAGUCUUAAAAUAAUAUUCAAAUUUCUUGA
Messenger RNA from Paramecium tetraurelia, 961 nucleotides. RefSeq lists its product as uncharacterized. The record is from RefSeq and is a predicted model, not a curated record. Lineage: Eukaryota; Ciliophora; Oligohymenophorea; Peniculida; Parameciidae. The transcript is spliced from 2 exons.